Molecule: messenger RNA, 2783 nt
Organism: Ailuropoda melanoleuca (giant panda)
Lineage: Eukaryota; Metazoa; Chordata; Mammalia; Carnivora; Ursidae
Gene: STIM1
Product: stromal interaction molecule 1
Exons: 6
Coding region: 354-1871 (505 amino acids)
Biological process (GO): activation of store-operated calcium channel activity; store-operated calcium entry; intracellular calcium ion homeostasis
Cellular component (GO): endoplasmic reticulum; plasma membrane
Molecular function (GO): calcium ion binding; calcium channel regulator activity
Source: RefSeq, a predicted model, not a curated record
AAGAUGAUUCAUUAAGCUGACCUGUGCCUCAAGAGAUCAGGGAGGAUUGCUGAGAUUGGCUGUGGACCAGAAGAGACAGCUAAUUGUGUGGGCAAACAGCGCUGUCGUCUAGGCAGCACAAAAAUCGCAAUUUGAGAUCUGGGUUGACAGUACUGACUGUGUGACCUUGAGUAGGUGACUGUCCUCUGAGCUUGCCUCCUUAUAUAAAAAUACACAGUAUAUAAAAUACAGAGAAUAAUCCUUGCCCUUUCUGCCCCUUGAGAGGGUUGGAAGCUCCCGUGAGCUAGCAGAUGAGAACUCUGAAUUCCGCGGUAUCAGACAGAGGCACCGGAGGGGGGUCUUGGUAGCAGUAAAUGGGUCACACCCUCUUGGCGGCACAGGUCCGGGAGGCCCUGAGGAAAGCAGAGAAGGAACUGGAAUCACACAGCUCGUGGUGCGCUCCAGAGGCCCUUCAGAAGUGGCUGCAGCUGACACACGAGGUGGAGGUGCAGUACUAUCACAUCAAGAAGCAAAACGCCGAGAAGCAGCUGCUGGUGGCCAAGGAGGGGGCUGAGAAGAUAAAAAAGAAGAGAAACACACUCUUUGGCACCUUCCACGUGGCCCACAGCUCUUCCCUGGAUGACGUGGAUCACAAAAUCCUAACUGCGAAGCAAGCUCUGAGUGAGGUGACGGCAGCACUGCGGGAGCGCCUGCACCGCUGGCAGCAGAUUGAGAUCCUCUGCGGCUUCCAGAUUGUCAACAACCCGGGCAUCCACUCCCUGGUGGCUGCUCUCAACAUCGACCCCAGCUGGAUGGGCAGCUCGCGCCCCAACCCCGCCCACUUCAUCAUGACUGACGACGUGGACGACAUGGAUGAGGAGAUUGUGUCACCCCUGUCCAUGCAAUAUGCUGCCUGGCUGAUGGGGCGUAGGUUCAGUGACCGCUCUCUCUGCUCAGCAUCCGCCGGCUCGGAUGACCAGUCCCUCUGGAAAUACCCGGCUCCCACCCUGCAGUGCAGUGUCCGGCAGCGCCUGACGGAGCCACAGCAUGGCCUGGGAUCUCAGAGGUUGGUAGAGGGCGAGGCUGGCCACUUCUUGACAAGCCGGGUCUCUCUGCGGCGAAUGCGCAGCCUUCCGUCUGGACAGUCUUUCAGUUCUGAAGGCCACGGGACCAGCUCUCCAUCUGCCUCUGCUGCUUCUUCCUGCUCCUCCGCCACCACCACCUCCUCCGCCAUCACCACCCCCAUCACCACCGUCGAUGUCCACCCUGUUUAUUACAACCACAGCACUUCCUAUUUCCUCCAGAUGAAGCCCUACCCCGACCCACCCCCUUCUGACGGCAGCGCUGUGAUGCCUGCGCAUUCAGAGAGCUUGGGGGAUUUGACCCUUUCCGAUUCGGAGUCCUCCCUCCACAUGAGUGACCACCAGCGUAUGGCCCCCAAGCCUUCUCAGAUGGUCCGUGCUGCAGAUGAGGCCCCCGGUGCCAUGACUUCCAAUGGCAGCCACCGGCUGAUUGAGGGGGUCCACCUCGGGUCUUUGGUGGAGAAACUGCCUGACAGCCCUGCCCUGGCCAAGAAGGCACUCCUGGCGCUGAACCAUGGGCUGGACAAGGCCCACAGCCUGAUGGAGCUGAGCCCCUCAGCCCCACCUGGUGGCUCUCCACCUUUGGAUUCUUCCCGUUCUCACAGCUCCAGUUCCCCAGACCCAGACACGCCAUCUCCAGUUGGGGACAGCCGAGGCCUGCAGGCUAGCCGAAAUACACGCAUUCCCCAUCUGGCUGGCAAGAAGGCUGUGGCUGAGGAGGAUACUGGCUCCAUUGGCGAGGAGACAGACUCCAGCCCAGGCCGGAAGAAGUUUCCCCUCAAAAUCUUUAAGAAGCCUCUUAAGAAGUAGGCAGGAUGAGAGUGGCAGUGGCGGGACAGCUUGUCCUUCCCUGGUCUUCUGCGUCCCCUUCCUCCCCUUCCAAGAUACCUGGCGCCUAGAGUGGGGCAUGGGAGGGGCUGGCCCAGGGGCCUGGGCACUGUACAUACCUGCCCCCCUCAUCCUUGGGUCCUUCAACAUUAUUUAUUAACUGACCACCAUGGCCUGCCUGCCCUGCCUUUCUCCCAACCAUGGGCUGCUGCUGCCACUCCCUCUCUACUUCAGUGCAUGUCUUAGUUGCUGUCCCCUCAGAUCCCACCUCCACCUCUGGGGUCCAGCUUCUGUCUCUGCUGUCCCAGUUUUGAAGUUUGGCUUCUUGUUUCUCUGUUUCCUGCUUUCAGGCUCCUCCCUCCCACCACUCCCCAACUUCCCCUAGCAGCUGGUGGGGGGGGGAAGAUGGGAGUCACUUCCGACCUCUGUGCCUCAGACCUGUUCCACCCCACCCACGGUGGUUCUGUUUGCCUCAGACUGGGGCCUAGGGCCUACUAUUUGAGGCUUGUUCUUUGGGAGUGUGGUGGGCCAGAAGGAAACUUGGCCUGGAGCUUGCUAGAGCCUCCAGGGGUUCAUGGGGGAGUGGAACACAUUCCUAGAGAAUGAGCUACUAGAGAAUUUUGAAGAGAGGCUAGGCUAGGGGGUAGGUCAGGAGAGACCCCUCUUAGUUGGGGAAUGAGUAGGUGCCAGAGUUGUGGGCUACAGGGCAGUCACCUUUCUCUCUUCUCUCACCUACACCUGCGUCUUUCUUACCCACACUGCAGGAGGGUUUGACUGUAAGAGGUGCUGCCCAAAGGCUCCCCAAACAUCAGUACUCCUGGAACUCAGUACAAGUGGCUCCCCUGGCCAUGGGAGCCUCAGCCAUGAUACAGGGCUCUCCUGGGGCCCUGGAGA